Messenger RNA from Vitrella brassicaformis, 2300 nucleotides. Lineage: Eukaryota; Vitrellaceae. The record is from the annotation of a GenBank genome assembly.
GGGAGGGAGAAAUGGUUUGAAAUGGUUGUCCCCUCUCCAUCUAUCCCUCCCUCCAUCCAUCUAUAUCUCUUCUCCCGUCCUCCAAAAUCAUCCCCUGCUUUGACUCUGAGCGACUCCUGCCUCGACUCUCUUCAUCUAUCAACAGCCGCCUACUUGCAAUUGCCCGCGUCCAUGGCUCUCUUCUCGCGCCUAACGCUCUUAGCCCUCGCCGCUCUCCUGGUGGCGGCGUGGAUGCCCUCUGCCACCAUGGCCAGCACAGCUGCUGCUCCCACUGCACGUCCUCUUGAUGAAGCUGAAAAUGGCCUGACGACUCUGGACGAGCUCGAGGUGCCUGACGAGGACGAAGAGGAAACGUUCGAUGCCGACGAAUACGAGGAUGAUGAGAACGAGGAUGAGGACGAGACUGACGACGACGAGCUCGAUGAGGACGAAGAUGAGGAUGAGGAUGGGCCUCUGACGUCGGGCAACCUGACGUCUGGCAACCUGCGUGCCCUGCGUAAGCAACCGACCACAUGCAAUGCACCUAUCCACGGCUGCCGGAUGGCCAUCACCCCUGCCCUUCCCUUUGUGUUGUGUGGCGUGGUGUGCAGGCGCCCGUCCCAGUUACUGCUCAUACUGUGGCCCUGGCUACCACUGCGGGGGCGGAGGAUGUAAGGAAUGAGACAGACAGAGAUGCACACCGGUCGCACUCGUCACUGUGUGUGUGCUUUCAGGCAUUCCCGACUGCCCAAGGUGCCCACCUGGCUACCGCUGCUGGCGCGGCCGAUGUAGGGAAUGAGACAGACAGAGAUACACACCGGGCGCUCGUCAACGUAUGUGUGCUUUCAGGCAUUCCCGACUGCCCAGUGUGCCCACCUGGCUGCCGCUGCAUUCGCGGCCAAUGUAAGGAAUGAGACAGACAGAGAUACACCGGGCGCUCGUCAACGUAUGUGUGCUUUCAGGCGUUCCCAUCUGCCCAGUGUGCCCACCUGGCUACCGCUGCAUUCGCGGCCAAUGUAAGGAAGGAGACAGACAGAGAUACACCCCGGUUGCUCGUCAACGUAUGUGUGCUUUCAGGCAUUCGAAUCUGCCCAGUGUGCCCACCUGGCUACCGUUGCUGGCGCGGCCAAUGUAAGGAAUGAGACAGACAGAGAUACACCCCGGUUGCUCGUCAACGUAUGUGUGCUUUCAGGCAUUCGAAUCUGCCCAGUGUGCCCACCUGGCUACCGUUGCUGGCGCGGCCAAUGUAAGGAAUGAGACAGACAGAGAUACACACCGGGCGCUCGUCAAUGUAUGUGUGCUUUCAGGCAUUCGGGUCUGCCACUGCCCGCAUGGCUGGGGCUGCAGACGCGGCAGUUGUAAGUGACGAGACAGACAGCGGUGUCGUAGCCACGGGGUAGUCAGUCAGACGACGAGUCGACGUGUUGCUGCGUGUUGCUUUCAGGCUAUCCCCCUACCUGCCCCCCUGGCCACGACUUCUUCAACGGCGGUUGUAAGUGAUGAGACCACACAGAAAGACAGCCAGACAGACAGACACUACACAAAAACGACGUGACACGUCAACACAUGUGCCCACCGCAAAUCCCUGUGAUGCUUGUGUCUUUCAGGCCAGAGACGCUGACUGCACUCGUCUGCCGCCGUGAUGCGUGCGCCGCUAUUCUUUGAUUAAGUCUACGGAUGUGUGACCCACUGUUCUUUUAUUAAGUCCAUAAAUGGAUACAUGUGCGCGCGUGUUGCGUGUUGCGUGUGCAUGUGUGUGUAAAAAGAGAGCUGGCCUGCCUCUGUACGUGUUGUGCGUCUGCACUGCAUAGUCUGUUGGCGUCUGGAGCGGUGUGUGCUGUCAAUUGCCUGUCAGUGUACUGGGUUAUGUGUUGACUUUGCCAUGGAAAUAGACACGCGGGUGGGGGAGGGGGGAAGGGAACAGGGGCUGGGGAACACCGGGUUCAUAUCAUGGGUGUGGUGUGCUUGUGUGCUGUCUGGACUGAGAGAGGGGUGGAUGUUGCCUGAUGUGGGUGUGGGUGUGGAUGCGGUGGGCAUGGCAUCCUGGCCAUCACAUGCAUACCCACACAUUCGUCACAUACGGUCAUUUGUCUGUCACUCACGUGUGUGUUGGUAGUGCCCUGUGUGUAUGUCUGUCUGUCUGUCUGUCUGCAAAGUUCGCAGUGCACCUGUGCCCUUUGUUGUACAUUCGUAGUGGAUUUGUUGCGUGUGGGAGGGCCGUAGUGAGUUUCUCUUCAUCGCAUGACUGACACGCUGGGGGGACACCUGGGGGACACGAAGGAACGGACACUUACCAUGAAUCGUCACCACAAACACCUGAC